Didymodactylos carnosus is the source of this 2223-nucleotide messenger RNA. The record is from the annotation of a GenBank genome assembly. Lineage: Eukaryota; Metazoa; Rotifera; Eurotatoria; Philodinida; Philodinidae.
AUGUUUGUCCCUGCUGUAUGUGAAAAUGGCACAAUUUUAAUCAGCGGAGGAUUGGGUGGACUUGGUCUGACAAUGUCAAAGUGGAUGAUCAAAGAUCGUGGUGUGAAACGUCUAGUAUUGAUGUCUCGACGAAGUAUUGAAGAAUUAAAAAACAAUGAUUCACAAUACGAUGACUGGUUGCAUUUGCAGCAAAUUGCAUUAAAAUGCGGUGCUUUUGUCGAAGUCGUGAAAGUCGAUGUUACUUCAUAUGAUCAAGUUUUUGAACUUGUGAAACGAAUCAAUGGAACACAAUAUCCGUUACGUGGUAUUAUCCAUGGAGCUAUGGUUCUAAAGGACAGUCUUUUAACAAAUUUAACGCAAGAAAUAUUAUCACAAGUAAUGAAACCAAAAGUGCAUGGCGCGUGGAAUUUGCAUGUUGCAACACAAGUCACUGCCAGUCCACUUCACUUUUUUGUCAUGUUAUCAUCUCUGCGAAAUCAUGCCGUAAAUUUCGGUGCAUCUAGUUAUAAUGCUGGAAAUGAAUUUCUUGAAUCCUUAGCUCAUUGGCGAUUUAAUCGCAAACAUCUUCCGGCAUUGUCUGUCUGUUUGCCAGCAGUAUCCGGUGCUGGUUUUUUUCACGCGAAUCGUGAAAGAUUGACAGAUAUACUAAUUGCCGAUGGAUACGAAACGUUACCAGCUAUUAUUGUAUUUAAAUUAAUGGAGAAUUUAUAUAUAGAUCAACAAAAGCAAACACGUUUAGAUGCCGUUUCCGUUUCAUGCCCAAUCAUAUUUGCUGCUAAUUGGACAGUACUUCAAUCGAGGCGAGAUGUUCUACAAACAAGACUUGUGGAGAUCGUAGAAGGCGAAUAUCAUCGUAUAACUAAACAAGGCGGUGAAACUAAGAACGGCGAAUAUUUUACAGACUCAAUAAUCAUGGAUAUUGAGACAAUUCGAGAUAAGGUGCGUGCGGCAAUAGCAAAACUAUUUGGCUCAUCGAAUGUCGAUCGAAUUGAUGUUCAAAAAUCAUUGACAGAACAAGGCCUCGAUUCACUCAUGGGGGUCAGUUUAAUCAACUGGAUAGCGAAAGAGUUCAAAGUGAACAUUCCAGCUAGUGAAAUAAUUCAGGGUAUGUCUAUUGAUAAUAUAAGCGAGUAUAUACAAACGAAAUUAGUCGAACGAAAUUCGACAUCCAAUGUCAUUUCGACUGAUCCAGCAGCAGAAACAUUUAACAAGAUUUCAGAAACAAACGAAAGUGUGAUAAAAACCAAAUCCACUGGCGAAGCAUACACUGGCAUAUCAUUCAUUGUACCAUUUUAUCGAUCACCUAACAAUACAGCGUCACCCUCAUUGUUUUGUAUACAUGAUAUCACCGGUUUGGCUCAGACAUUUUCGUCGUUCGCAACCAAAUUACACGAGGUUUGCGAAAAUUCACCAUCAAUCUAUGGUUUUCGUGCCAGUGGCUAUCAGCAACAGGAAUUGCCUAUGAAAACAAUUCAAUCGAUUGCCGAAGAGUAUAUUUCACAAAUGAAAAGAAUACAGCCGUGGGAACCGUAUAUUAUUCUCGGUUAUAAAUUUGGUGCAUUGGUUGCUUACGAAAUGGCAUAUCAACUGAAAAAACUCCAUAACAGCACGGUUCAAUCACUGAUAUUCAUCGAUCCUGACACAUCAAAACAAAAUAACGAUGAAAUGACGGAAAUUGUACAACAACAACAAAAUUCAGUACAUCAUCCAAUGACAAAUGGUGACAUAGCUAUUGAGCCUGCUGGAAUGGUGGAAACUGUAAAACAAAAACAAAAUUCAGUACAUCAUCCAAUGACAAAUGGUGACAUAGCUAUUGAACCUGCAGGAAUGGUGGAAACUGUAAAACAAAAACAAAAUUCAGUACAUUAUCCAAUGACAAAUGGUGACAUAGCUAUUCAGCCUGCUGAAAUGGGAGGAACCAAACAACAAUGUUCUAACGAAGAAAAUCCAAAAGAAUUUGCUGAUCAAGUCAUUAGUGCGUUAGUAGAGGCUAAACAAAAUUAUCAAUUCCACUCUCCAGAUGUGAAAAAUAUCGCUGAAAACAUUCUCAUGAUUAGUAGUGAUAAUAACCAAGAGCAAAGAGAAGUUUGGCAAAAAUUAAUACCACACAUAGAAAUAGAGCAAAUACAAACAACCAAUAAUGACCUAUUCGAAGUAGCAAAUGUUGACAUCGUCAUCAGUAAAGUAAAAGAGACAUUGAAAAACAGAAUCAAGAUGUUUUAA